UUUACCGCCAUUUCAUGACAUUCCUAAAAUUCUAACCUCAAUCCUUACAAAACAUUUCCAACGUAAAAACAUUUAUUAAAAAUGUUCGUAGACUCCUUCUUAUUCACCACAAUACUACUUUUAAGCGUUCUAAAUGCUAUUAUUCCAGAUUUAUCAGCGAAAUAUAUUAAUCCAUUGAUUUUGAAAUACCUGAAUAGUUUAACGCCGAAACAACGUGAAUUACUCGAAGAAAUACGUCAAUUAAAACUGGAACAAUCAAAACUACAAAUAGUAAAUGAUUUCGUAAAACACACAAAGAUCCAAAGAAGAAUCAACAUGCUCAAUAUGCAAUAUUCCGAACUUCAAACUUCUAGUAGCACUCGAAAUAUGAUCGUUAAAGUGGGAUUACCGUAUUUGUUUCGGUUUUUAAUGGGAGUGGCAAUCUUGUGCUUUAUUAUUAUGUAUCGAAACAAUCCUGUGAUGAUUUUGAAUGAAAGCAUUAAUUUUACGCCUUUUGGAAGGAUCAUUUCUUAUCCUAAUACAGAGAUAAAUGCUGUGUCCGUUCAUUUUUGGGUUAUGUGUUGUAGUACUGUUAUUAAAUUAGUUCAAUUGAAAGUGUAAAAGACUUAUUGUUUUGACGGUAUUUUUAAUAAAAUUAAUUUUGAAAUUA
Onthophagus taurus is the source of this 649-nucleotide messenger RNA. NCBI's taxonomy places the organism in Eukaryota, Metazoa, Arthropoda, Insecta, Coleoptera, Scarabaeidae. The record is from RefSeq and is a predicted model, not a curated record.